Knipowitschia caucasica is the source of this 879-nucleotide messenger RNA. NCBI's taxonomy places the organism in Eukaryota, Metazoa, Chordata, Actinopteri, Gobiiformes, Gobiidae. The record is from the annotation of a GenBank genome assembly.
AUGGGGGGGGGGGGGGGGGGGGGGGGGGGGGGAGGGGGGGGUGGGGGUGGGGGUUGUUUGUGGUGGGGGCGGGGGCCCCCCAGGGCAGGUCGCGACCGGGUGACGGUGGGUGGGGGUGGGGGGGGUGGGGGGGUGGGGGGGGUGGGGGGGGCCGGUGUUGUGCACGGGGGGGAAGCGGCGGGGCGAGUCCCGACUUUCGGUGGGGGGUCCAUGCCGAGGAGGAAGGGUGAGCCGUGUCGUGGAGAAAUGCUCCUUCGCAAACCAGACCAAUCCACAACGGAGGAGGAAAAAGGAAAAGUAAGGGGGGAGAAUAAGGGAUUCCCGCCGGACAUCCCAACGAUGGAAAACAGGGAAGGAGUAGGAACAAUUAUAUCAACUAACAAGGGUCCGGGGGGGGGGGCCCCCGGAAAAAGUUUUCCAGGGGGGGGGGGGGGGGGGGGGGGGAAAAGGCUUUUUCUGUUGGGGGGGGAGUUUUAUUCCCCUGUUUUGGGGGGGGGGGGGGGAGAUGCUACACGCGGGCGGAGGUGGGGGUGGGGGGGGGUCGGGGGGGGGGUGGUUUUUUUUUUGGGGGGUUGGGGCGGGGGGGGGGGGCGGAGGGGUCUUUUUUUGGGGGGUGAGUUUAUAUUGGUUGGGGGGAGGGGGGGGGGGGGGGGGGGGGCUAGUGUGGUGGUGGAGGAAGCAGGAGUACAGGCCGAUGUCUAUGCGGGACACAGCUCCCCGCAAAGGAACGGAGAGAAGUCCCCCCAGAGUGAAGGCAUCGGGGUCAUGCUCAUCUUGUGCUGGCGGAAGAAGCGGACCCUAGUCCCUGCGCUCACACCGGACGCAACAGGUCCACCAGGCGCGUCGGCCCGGUCUGGUCUCCCUCCCGGAGCCUGGUAG